UCUCCUCUCGCUAAACCCCCCAAAUCAGAGAGAGAGGUGAGUGAGAGACCUCAGCUCAGUUGGGCUCCUUUCUCUCACUAGAUCUGUCCAACUGGUUUUGUGCCUUUGCCCAAAGUUGCCCCCUGCUGCCUUCCCCGCUUGCUCGCUUGCCUGCGGUGGCAUCCACUUCCUCCCACUCCCUAUGCGUGCUCUGCCUCUGCCUCUGCCUCCAUGUGGUGGUGCUCUAACUAACCGCCACCAGCACCACCGCACACCAAUGCCAAGCUUGGCGUCACUGGAUUCAAGCGCACGGCAUUGCAUUGCCGCCGCUCUUGAUCGAGCCGUGACCGACUAGCCAGCCAGCCAGCACCAAGGGGAGGAAAGAUUUCCUCGAUUUCUGCGGGCUUCAGUUGAUUCCUCUCGAGUGGAGAGCACCCGCCGCCGACAUGUUCAAAUCGGGGAGGUGGCGCGGCGGCGGCAAGGCCAAGGCCAUGUUCAAGCUGCAGUUCCACGCCACACAGGUGCCGGAGCCUGGGUGGGAGUCGAUGAUGGUGGUGGUGACGCCGCAGGACAUCGGCCGGCCGACGGCGCGGACGGACGGCGCGGAGGUCGCCGACGGCGCCUGCCGCUGGGCCGCCCCGAUCUUCGAGGCCACCAAGCUCCCCGCCGGCAAGGACAAGAUCUACCAUUUCCUCGUCUACGAGACCGGGUCGACCAAGGCGGCGCUGCUGGGGGAGGCGACGGCGAACCUGGCCGAGUACGCGGACGCCUUGAAGCCGUCGGCGGUGACGCUCCCCCUCAAGGGCAGCCCCGCCCCCGGCGCCCUGCUGCACGUGACCAUCCAGCGGGUGGUGGGUGGUGGCGCCGGUGGGUGCGGCGACGACGUGAGUGAGAACGGCGACACAGCAAAGUCCUCGCCGCGGAGGACGCUGCAGGGCCAGCUGAGCCGGUGCGAGGACGAGGACGGCGAGAAGGCCAGGUCGCUUGCCGCCGACUCGAUGAGCCCUGUGCAUGAUGGAUUGGUGAUCAGCAAACCGCCAGGGAUGAGGUUUCCGUUGAGAAGAAAUAUGCCGAUGUCUGUUGAGCCGGCUGGCCACCUCCAUAAUGCCAAUAGCUUUGAUGCUGUUUCGGUGUCGGGUUCAGAUGGGAGCUCAGGAAGAUUCACUCCCAAAACCAGUGCAAACAUGCAUAGCACAUUUCAUCAUGACGCCACCAACGUGCUCUCGCCGUUUGCUAACAAUGGCACCCAGAGAAACCCAUUGAGCUCUGGUGACUGGUCGGGAAGCUCAGCUCCUGAUGCUAGCACAGACGGGUCGACGAGUAACUCCGGUGAGACGGGGUUGAGAGGUGCCGAGGAUGAUGUGGAGAAGCUAAGAAGCGAGAUAGGCACUCUGACACGGAAAAUGGAUGUCUCAGACAUGGAGUUGCAGACGCUCAGAAAGCAAAUUGUGAAAGAGAGUAGGCGAGGGCAAGAUCUUUCCAAGGAAAUGAAUAGCUUGAGGGAGGAAAGGGAUGCACUCCGAAGAGAAUGUGAAGGACUUAGAGGCACAAAGAAGACGAUCCAUGAUGCAAAUGGAUCAGGUAAACGGUUGUCAGUUGGGGAAGAUCCCUGGUCUCAGAUUGAGGAGCUGAAGCAAGAGCUGGGCCACGAGAAGAAUUUAAAUGCAGAUCUGCGCAUACAGCUGCAGAAAAUGCAGGAGUCCAAUUCUGAGCUGCUUUUGGCCGUAAAGGAUCUUGAUGAGCUGCUAGAGCAAAAGGAUAGAGACAUUUCCGUUUUCCAACAAGAAACAGUAGAUGAUCCUCAGGAGGCACAAUAUGAGCAUGCACUUUCAAAUGUGCACAGUGGUGGACACAAGAUGGACAUGUCUGAAACAAGCUCGUACCAGGAGAAAGAAGACGAGCUUAUGCUGGAUGCAUUGGUGAAGAAGAGCGAUGGCAUCGCUAGUUCUGAACUACAAGAGAAGAUUAUUGAACUGAGCGAUGAAAUUGAGUUGUACAAGAAAGACCGUGAGGAUCUUGAGAUGCAAAUGGAGCAGCUUGCACUUGAUUAUGAGAUUCUGAAGCAAGAGAACCAUGACAUCUCUUCGAGGCUGGAACAAACACAACUGAGGGAGCAGCUAAGAAUGCAGUAUGAGUGUUCAGCUCAUUUGUCUAUUAUAACUGAUCUUGAGACCAAUGUCGAGAAUCUGGAGAAUGAACUCCAGACGCAAUCUGAAAGAUUAGAGGCUGAUAUAGCAGAAGUACUGUCUGCAAAGGUUGAGCAAGAACAGAGGGCCAUAAAGGCCGAGGAGGCUCUGAGGAAGGCACGGUGGAACAAUGCUACUACUGCUGAACGACUUCAGGAGGAAUUCAAGAGUUUAUCUUCGCAGGUAUCUUCUGCUUUCAGUGCAAAUGAACGGCUGCUUGUGCAAGCAAGAAAAGAGGCCGCAGAACUACAGUUGCAGAAGAGCCAGUUGGAAGAAUUACUACAAAAGGCCCAAGAAGAUACCGUAUCGGUCCAAGAACAAAACCGGAUGAAGAUUCAACAGUUACUUACCCUAGUGGAUUUCAAGUCGAAGGAGAUAGAUAGGCUAGUGAUGGAGCUCAAGAGCAAGAGCGACGAGUUCCAGAACCAGAAGAGAAGUGAUGAGGAAAAGUUAGAUGCUCUAUCAGAAGAAAUUGAGCAGCUAAAAGUCAAGAUUGAGAAGCUGUCAAAUGAGAGAGACAAACUCAUGGAAAACAAUCAACAGAAAGACAUGGAAUUAGCUGCAAGUGGUGAAAAAGACAUGGCCUUGGAAGACAAAACUGCUGAAAUUAUUUUGCUCAAUGAGGAGCUUGCAUUGCUCAAGGGCCAUGUGCAGACAUAUUUGAGUGAGCUAAACACUCUAAAGCGCUCCAGGAAUGAAAAAGAUGAGGCCAUAGGGAAGCUACAAAUAAAUAUUGGAUCGUUGAAGCUCCAACAUGAAAACAUAAAAAAAAUGCUGUCCACAAAGGAGUCUGAGAAAAGCAACCUUGCCUCUCAGGUGCUGAAGCUGAGAAGAGCCCUUGAAAGCAGGGAAGAUGCCAAGGAAAAUGGUAUCACUUCAGAAACAACGGAAGAUCAGCAUACUAAUUCGAAGCGCACCAAGCAUAAUAUUGUCAGCACUGGGAACACCGAUGCAACGCCAAUUGUUGACAUGCACAGCAAUGGGCACGACGCGAGGGGUGCUGGAGCUCAUGCUGACCAGUCUGCAAAGGAGCUGGACUCUCUGAAGGAGAUGAACAAGGCGAUGCAGGAAGAACUGAACGAACUGCAUGAACGGUACUCAGAGAUAAGCCUCAAGUUCGCUGAGGUGGAAGGCGAGAGACAGCAGCUUGUGAUGACUGUGCGGACACUGAAGAACGCGCUGAGGUGAUGCAUGGCUUCUGCUUAGUGCUCACUCACCCACAUGUAGCUUCAGGAUUAGGUGAUGAUACCCACCCGCAAAGUGGGUUUUGUACAGGCGAGCAGCUGGAUGGUGAGCUGUGUGGGAACAUCAUCCAGGCGCUUGCAGAGGCCAGCAUUGCACCCAGGUAGCUGGGUCUCGUGGCCUAUCACAAUACACAGCAUGUAGAUCCAUUCCCCACACAAUAAUAGUUCUGUGUUUUUCUCUUCAGCAUUGGUGUGUGCAGGAUGUAACAAGUGUUGUACCCCUAGAGGGACUGUAGUGUUAUGACUUGUGAGUGUGUUGUAUAAUUCUCCUGAUGUUUGGUUGUACUCUGAAGAAAGAAAAAAAAGUAAGAGAUAGAAAAAAUGGUUUAACAA
Molecule: messenger RNA, 3742 nt
Organism: Lolium perenne
Lineage: Eukaryota; Viridiplantae; Streptophyta; Magnoliopsida; Poales; Poaceae
Source: RefSeq, a predicted model, not a curated record